Messenger RNA from Bufo gargarizans (Asiatic toad), 2593 nucleotides. RefSeq names its product taspase 1 (gene TASP1). Bases 185 to 1447 code for a protein of 420 amino acids. The transcript has 15 exons. Gene Ontology annotation, biological process: protein maturation. The record is from RefSeq and is a predicted model, not a curated record. Lineage: Eukaryota; Metazoa; Chordata; Amphibia; Anura; Bufonidae. Gene Ontology annotation, molecular function: threonine-type endopeptidase activity.
CGCAUGCGCAAAGGCCAGCCGGCUCCAGGCUACCGCUUGGACAGAGGGGCCUGCUGCUGGGGCCGGGGGCAGACACAUCCGCGCCGGUUUCCUUGAAAGUUGAAGAAUGAACCUUUUUUUUGACCUGGAGGAAUCAUAGACAACUAGUGAAGCAUGACAGCGAUGAUCACCUUGUGGUACCAUUAUGGAGAAGGCUGUAAAUACAUCAGAACCAUUGCCUUCUAAAUCAUCUCAGGUUUCCAGUAAAAAAGAGACGGACUCGACCAAAGAAGUAGACUCCAGUAAAGUACAGAAGGGAAAGCGAGCUGGGUUUGUGCUGGUACAUGCAGGAGCUGGAUAUCACUCUGAAUCAAAAGCUAAGGAAUAUAAACAUGUCUGUAAACGAGCAUGUAAAAAGGCAAUUGAAAAGCUGCAAGCUGGUGAUCUUGCCACAGAUGCAGUUACUGCAGCUCUGGUGGAGUUGGAGGACUCCCCUUUCACAAAUGCUGGAAUGGGUUCAAAUUUGAAUCUACUGGGAGAAAUCGAAUGUGACGCCAGUAUCAUGGAUGGAAAGUCUUUAAGUUUUGGAGCAGUGGGAUCUUUGAGUGGAAUAAAAAAUCCGGUUCUGGCAGCAAACAAGUUACUAUUUGAAGGACAAAAGGGAAAACUCUCUGCCGGCAGAAUACCACCUUGCUUUUUAGUUGGAGAUGGUGCUUUUAAAUGGGCUGUAGACCAUGGGAUACCAACAUGCCCUCAAGACAUCAUGGCUACAAAGUUAAGCCUGGCUGCUUUUAAACGGAACAAAAGAAAACUAGAACUGGCUGAAAAGGUGGAAACGGAUUACAUUCAAUUAAAGAAAAGAAGACAAUCAAGUGAAAAGGAGAAUGACUCAGGAUCUCUGGACACUGUUGGAGCAAUAGUUGUCGACCAAGAUGGAAAUGUAGCUGCUGCUGUCUCCAGUGGUGGAUUAGCCAUGAAACAUCCAGGAAGAGUUGGCCAGGCUGCUCUCUAUGGAUGUGGCUGCUGGGCUGAAAACACUGGAGUUCACAACCCUUAUUCUACAGCUGUGAGUACUUCAGGUUGUGGAGAGCACCUUGUAAGAACCAUACUGGCCCGAGAAUGUUCUCUUGCGUUGCAAGCUGAAGAUGCACACCAAGCUUUGCUAGAGUCUAUGCAAAAUAAAUUUAUUGGCUCGCCCUUCCUGGCUAACGAAGAUAGCAUUCUUGGCGGUGUAAUUGUUCUUCGAUCAUGUAGAUGUUCCUCGAAGCUGGACUCGGCAGACGAUAAACAGGCUCUACUAGUUGAGUUCCUGUGGAGCCAUACUACAGAGAGCAUGUGCGUUGGUUACAUGUCUGCUCAGGAUGGCAAAGCCAAGACUCAUAUUUCCAGGCUUCCUCCAGGUGCUGUCGCAGGCCAGUCUGUCGCCAUUGAAGGUGGUGUGUGUAGGUUAGUGAACCCACACAGCUGAACACGACUCUUCCCUGGUUCACCAGCUGCUUCUUCCUCACUGAUGGCACACUCCUGGAGAUACUCUACUUUCAGAAUCUGUUAUCAUUGCACAGUAUGCACCAUAAAACACGAGCAGCAUGCAACGGUGUAUCCUGUAAUCCUCUUGUACCACAGUGAAGGCUUCUUCUGAUAAUAUUGUGCUUACUUCCAGUAGGCUGCUUCAACCUCUCCGUUGUUAUUGGCCCUUGUAUUAGCUAGACGUACCCCUUUUCCAAAUGAUCCGUUCUGUUUCCAACGUAUAGUGUAUGUUUGAUUUUGAUGUCCUUGUUCUCUAAUAUUUUACUAGUUUUCCAAUUUAUAUUUUCCAUGAAAUUCCAAGUGGUUUUUGAGUAAUUCUGUGUCUCUUUAAAUCCCUGGCUGUCGUAAUGGUAAAGUGUGCACAGUGCAGAUGGAAGAAUUGCUCAACUGCAUUUUUUUUCGUACAUAACCUAGCAUGGGUCAGUUUAAUUUUAUAUAUAUAUAUUUUUUUACCAUAACUGCGUUUAAUUUAUUAUCCACAGAAUGGUAUUACUUACGAAUUAUUAGUUGCUAUAUUCUCUUGCAAUUUAAAAGUACUGCAUGAUAAAGUGACAUCCUUGUUGAAAAAAUGCCACUCUUGUCCAUAGGCUGUGUCUGCAAGUGAAUGAAGCAGAGCUACACGUGUUGUAGACGCGAUUGGUGCUGUUCCAACAAGGAAGCUGCUAUAUUAUUUUAUUUCAUAAAGCCCCUUUAAGUGACGGCCUGAAUUUAUUCAUGGGGUAUAUGAAGACAUAUUUAUGGUAUACACAUAUAAUGUUAUAGUAAAAUUAAAGCGAAGGAAAUAUACACAAUAACUUCACAUAGACACAACUGAAGCUUAAUGGAAACAUAUAUCAAUUAUAUAUAUAUAUAUAUAUAAGUCUACAGUAUACUUUAGAGGUGCUUCCAAGCAAAGCUGUGAUCUUCUAUAACACGCAUUAACUGGUCAAUAGGUCAACUUUUGUCCACUGAUGUUUCUUGCAGUUGAAAAUGUACUGUAGUAAAACGUAAAGGUAUAUAAGUCUAUGUACUGUAAACUGAAUAUUUCCGCUCAGUUCUUUUAAGUAUAUUUUCUAUGACUGAAAAUAAAGUCAAAUAUUACUAUACA